This is a messenger RNA of Coregonus clupeaformis (lake whitefish), 4230 nucleotides long. It is a transcript of the gene rasa3, whose product is annotated as RAS p21 protein activator 3. The annotation marks the transcript as partial. Gene Ontology annotation, biological process: regulation of GTPase activity; negative regulation of Ras protein signal transduction; intracellular signal transduction. The transcript has 20 exons. The record is from RefSeq and is a predicted model, not a curated record. Lineage: Eukaryota; Metazoa; Chordata; Actinopteri; Salmoniformes; Salmonidae. Gene Ontology annotation, molecular function: GTPase activator activity.
GUAAGGUGGCUGUGAAGAAAGAGGACCUCCAGAGGUACCAUGGGAAAGACACCUGGUUCCCUCUGCAACACGUCAGUGCAGACUCAGAGGUGCAGGGGAAGGUCCACUUGGAGCUGCGUCUGAGUGAGGUCAUCACAGACAGCGGAGUGGUCUGCCAUAAACUGGCCACACGUGUAUUGGAGUGCCAGGGCCUGCCCAUCGUGAAUGGACAGUGUGAUCCCUACGCUGCUGUAUCCCUACUGGGGCCAUCCAGAUCAGAAGCUAAGAAGACCAAGGUGAAAAGGAAAACCAACAACCCCCAGUUUGAGGAGACGUUCUACUUUGAGGUGACACGACCUCUUAGUCACACUAAGAGACAGUUUGAUGUGGAGGAGGAGGAUGUUGACAAGCUGGCUCUGAGGGUUGACCUGUGGAAUGCCAGUAACCUGAAGUUCGGUGAUGAGUUCCUGGGAGGGGUUCGAGUUCCUCUGAGGACCCUGGGACAGGCUGGGGUCCACGACGCAUGGUACUUUCUGCAGCCCAGGGAUAAUGGAGGGAAACCAGUGAAGGUGGAUGAGCUGGGUUCUCUUCGUUUGAACAUUGUUUACACUGAGGACCAUGUGUUCCCCUCUGACCACUACAGCCCUCUGAGAGACCUGCUGCUGACCUCCGCUAACGUAAAGCCGGUGUCGGCAUCUGCGGCCCAUAUCCUAGGGGAGGUCUGCAGGGAGAAACAGGAAGCAGCUAUCCCAUUGGUCCGUCUGUUCCUUCACUAUGGAAACAUCCUGCCUUUCCUCAGUGCCAUCGCCCACGCAGAGGUCAACCGCACACAGGACCCUAACACCAUCUUCAGAGGGAACUCUCUAACGUCUAAGUGCAUCGAUGAGACCAUGAAGCUAGCUGGUAACCACUACCUCCAGGUCACCCUCAGAUCCAUAAUAGAUGAGAUCUGUACGGACCACAAGCCCUGUGAGAUCGACCCGGUCAAACUCAAAGAGUCAGAAAACCUAGAGACCAACAGGGAGAACCUGCGUCAGUAUGUAGACCGGAUCUUCAACAUGAUCACAGCGUCAGGCGUGCGCUGUCCCACCAUCAUGUGUGACAUCUUCUUUUCACUCAGAGAAUCUGCUGCUACACGUUUCCAAGUUGACCAGGAUGUGAGGUACACAGCGGUCAGUAGUUUUAUCUUUCUGCGAUUCUUCGCCCCGGCCAUCCUCUCUCCCAACCUGUUCCAGCUGCGACCGCAUCACCCGGACCCCGCCACAUCUCGGACCCUCACCCUCAUCUCCAAGACCAUCCAGACCCUGGGUAGCCUGGCCAAGUCUAAAUCAGCUAAUUUCAAAGAGACGUACAUGGCGGCCUUCUACGAUUACUUCAGUGAGCAGAAGCAUGCUGACGCUGUGAAGAACUUCCUGGACCUGAUCUCGUCGUCAGGGAGAUGGGACCAGAAGAGUAUCGAGACUCCCAUCAUGCUGAAAGAGGGGUUCAUGAUCAAGCGAGCCCAGGGGAGGAACCGUUUUGGGAUGAAGAACUUCAAGAAGAGGUGGUUCCGCCUCACUAACCAUGAGUUUACCUACCACAAAACCAAAAGUAAGGCUAAAGGUGAGGGAGCUCUCUGCAGAAUCCCUAUAGAGAACAUCCUGGCUGUAGAGAGGCUGGAGGAGGAGUCAUUCAAGAUGAAGAACAUGUUCCAGGUAAUCCAGCCAGAGAGAGCUCUCUACAUCCAGGCCAAUAACUGUGUGGAGGCCCGGGACUGGAUAGACAUCCUGACCAAGGUCAGCCAGUGCAACAGGAAGAGACUGAGCACCUUCCACCCCUCAGCUUACCUCAACGGACACUGGCUCUGCUGUAAGAUGUCUGCUGACACGGCACCAGGCUGUACACCCUGUACUGGGGGCCUCCCAGCCAACAUUCAGCUGAACGUGGACGGAGACAGAGAGGCAGAGAGAAUCUACUCCCUGUUCAGCACCUACAUGAACAAACUGGUCAAUAUGCAAGAGGCCUGUGGCAGCAGAUCAGUAUAUGACGGUCCGGAGCAGGAGGAGUAUUCCAGCUUCCUCAUCGACGACCCCCAGGAGACCUAUAAGACCCUGAAGGUCAUCAUCUCCUCUGUUCAAACACUGGAGCAGCAGCACACCAAGUACAAACGAGACGUGUACAGGAACACCAAGAUCGGCAGCCAGGAACAUCCAAUCGGAGACAAGAGUUGUCAGUGCUACAUCCGCCAGCAGUCUGAAUGCUCCACCUAUUCCAUCUAGCCCCACCUACCAACCACUGCCAUGGGGCGCAGAGCUCCACCCCCGAUGACCUGAGACCUAGCAACACUUCCUGGUUACUCCUGGUCCACGGCUUCCCAUGGUGCAUAUUUCAGAACACGGACACUCAGAGCCGAGGUCAAAUCGGGUAGAAGAGAGAGAGAGAGAGAGAGAGAGAGAGAGAGAGAGAGAGAGAGAGAGAGAGAAUCUAUCCAGCGUCUAUAGGUUUUAUUUUCUAUGAUGAUGUGCUAAAACAAACUGUUUUUCUCUGGACUGUCGGUGUACCAGUGACCACGCACUUUAACCCACAACGGACACACCGCCUCAGCACAUUUUUAAACAAUCAUAUUUUAUUGCUCUUGUUUUGUAAUGUUUGAUAACAAAAUGGUUUAAGUGAUAUAUUAUUGGUGUAAAAAAAAAAAAAAAAAAUCCUUUGUAUUUCAAGUCACACAGACCAAACUCUGGGUUGAAAGACUGUUGGCUUGGGGGGCUGGUCCGUCCCACCAUGUGUGGGUUUAGCCCCUCCCUCCAGGGAGAGACGAUGACAGAGGAAGCAGAUUAGCCCCUCCCUCCAGGGAGAGACGAUGACAGAGGAAGCAGAUUAGCCCCUCCCUCCAGGGAGAGACGAUGACAGAGGAAGCAGAUUAGCCCCUCCCUCCAGGGAGAGACGAUGACAGAGGAAGCAGAUUAGCCCCUCCCUCCAGGGAGAGACGAUGACAGAGGAAGCAGAUUAGCCCCUCCCUCCAGGGAGAGACGAUGACAGAGGAAGCAGAUUAGCCCCUCCCUCCAGGGAGAGACGAUGACAGAGGAAGCAGAUUAGCCCCUUCCCUCCAGGGAGAGACGAUGACAGAGGAAGCAGAUUAGCCCCUCCCUCCAGGGAGAGACGAUGACAGAGGAAGCAGAUUAGCCCCUCCCUCCAGGGAGAGACGAUGACAGAGGAAGCAGAUUAGCCCCUCCCUCCAGGGAGAGACGAUGACAGAGGAAGCAGAUUAGCCCCUCCCUCCAGGGAGAGACGAUGACAGAGGAAGCAGAUUAGCCCCCCCCUCCAGGGAGAGACGAUGACAGAGGAAGCAGAUUAGCCCCUCCCUCCAGGGGAGAGACGAUGACAGAGGAAGCAGAUUAGCCCCUCCCUCCAGGGAGAGACGAUGACAGAGGAAGCAGAUUAGCCCCUCCCUCCAGGGAGAGACGAUGACAGAGGAAGCAGAUUAGCCCCUCCCUCCAGGGAGAGACGAUGACAGAGGAAGCAGAUUAGCCCCUCCCUCCAGGCAGAGACGAUGACAGAGGAAGCAGAUUAGCCCCUCCCUCCAGGCAGAGACGAUGACAGAGGAAGCGGACAGUCAGGUAGUUAGUCAGCGACCAUAAAAGGACCAGAGCUGUUCAACUGACUCCAUGAUUACUGCAGCCUUCAUUUACAAUCUUUAUCAUCCUGUUUUAACUGUUGUUAAGAGUUGGGAGUUUUUUUAAUUCAGAGCCUGGCUCUGCUGUUUGUAGUUCCCUGCUCCCUCCUGGCCUGUACCCUGUACCCUGGGUCAGAACUACAAAUCCCAGUUCUGUAUGCAUUCCUCCAGACUUCUCCUUGCUGUGAAUCUAGUUCCUUGGUCAGGUCCAGGGCCUAUGGAAGAUACAGCUCAUUAUGGUUCACUCUCUGCAUUGUGGGAAAUGCGGUUCUCCCUUGCUGGAACACACCGUGCCAGAACUACAGUACAUAUGGCCAGCCAUCGUUACCAUUUGUUAGCGAAACAACACUUCUGUUACAAUAUCACACUUAACACGCUAGCAAUGUAGCCUGUAGGGGGCAUGCAUUCUAAAUGGGCCGCUAGUGUAGAGAUUGGAACAGAACUAACCUGGUGACUGGUUGGUAUGCCCAAGGCAAACAGAACUAGCUGGCCAUCCAUUCUCCCUGUAGUCUAGCUGGCCAUCCAUUCUCCCUGUAGUCUAGCUGGCCAUCCAUUCCCCCUGUAGUCUAGCUGGCCAUCCAUUCUCCCUGUAGUCUAGC